UCAAAAUAAUUGCGGGAAAGUGAGUGUCAGCAUAUUCCGCCACAGAAGUACAAACGUCGUUUGAUAACAAUCGGUGAUAAUAUUGCAUUGACACGUUGUUGUGUACACAGACAUAACGACGAUGGACAAGAGGAAAGGAAAGGGGGCUACCAAGGACCAACCCCGAAAAAGAAAUCCAGGUUCGAGGAGGAAGAUGAUCCAUCCCAGUUUGAAGCAGACCUGGCAAUGAUGGAGGACUUCGAGAAUGAAAUGAUGGAGGACGAGGCAGCUGGAGGUUCGGGAGAUGGACCUGCUGGACCGGAGACCAGGACCUCCAGGAGCAAGUGGGCCCGACCUGCUGCCCCUGACCUUGACCCCAAGACUGACACAGUGACCUUUCAGCAGCUGGAUGUGGACAACUAUGUUGGGAAACAUCUGGCAGGGAUGCCGGGGGCCACACAGGGACCGGUACCCAUCAUCCGGAUGCACGGGAUCACUCAAGAUGGCAACAGUGUCAUGGCCCACAUCCACGGCUUCGCCGCAUACUUCUACGUCCCAGCACAGCCGGGCUUUAAAGAGAAGGAUUGUGGGGCAUUUAAGGACGCUCUGGAUGCGGCUGUGAAGAAGGACAUGCGGUCCAACCGCGAGGGCGUGGUCCAGGCGGUUCUUGCUGUGGAUUGUGUCAUCAGAGAAAGUAUCUAUGGUUUCCAUGGUAACAGGAAGAUUCCCUUUCUGAAGAUCACAGUUGCACUACCUCGUCUGAUUGCCCCGUCUCGCCGGCUCCUUGAGCAAGGCUUCGUAUGUACAGGCUAUAGCCAGUAUGCCUUUCAGACCUACGAAAGUAACAUAGACUUCGAGAUCAGGUUUAUGGUUGACGCCCAUGUUGUAGGAUGUAACUGGAUUGAGAUUCCAGCAGGGAAAUACAUCCUCCGUACCAAAGAUGCUAAGGAUGGCCGACUUCCUCCGGUGUCUCGCUGUCAGAUAGAGCUGGACGUGUCGUGGGAAGAUAUUGUGUCCCAUUCUACAGAAGGGGAGUGGUCCAAGGUCGCCCCUUUCCGCAUCCUCAGCUUCGACAUUGAAUGUGCUGGGAGGAAAGGUGUUUUCCCCGAGGCUGACAAGGAUCCAGUGAUACAGAUCGCCAACAUGGUGAUUCGUCAGGGGGAGCACGACCCAUUUGUUCGCAACGUGUUUACCCUCAAUACAUGCGCACCUGUUGUAGGGUCAGAGGUGUUGUCCUUCAAGACGGAGAAAGAGAUGUUGGAGAAAUGGUCCGCAUUUGUCCGAGAAAUAGACCCUGAUUUGAUCACCGGCUACAACAUACAGAACUUUGACUUCCCGUACCUGAUCAACCGGGCAGCGCAUCUGAAGGUGCGAGACUUCACGUACCUGGGUCGCAUCAAGGACAACCAGUCUGUCAUUAAGGAGUCCAUGUUCCAGAGCAAACAGAUGGGGAAGAGAGAGAACAAGGUCAUCAACAUUGAGGGCAGGACGCAGUUCGACCUCCUGCAGAUAUUGUUGCGAGACUACAAACUAAGGUCAUACACCUUGAACGCAGUGUCCUUUCAUUUCCUUCAAGAACAGAAGGAAGAUGUUCAACACUCCAUUAUCACAGAUCUCCAGAAUGGUAAUGAGCAGACUCGGCGCCGGUUAGCAGUCUACUGCCUGAAGGACGCCAUCUUGCCACUCCGACUCCUAGACAAGUUGAUGUGUGUCAUCAACUACAUGGAGAUGGCUCGUGUCACUGGCGUGCCCCUCCCCUUCCUGCUCGCAAGAGGUCAGCAGAUCAAGGUCAUUUCCCAGCUGCUGCGGAAGGCAAAGGAACAGGACCUUGUGCUACCAUCACAGAAAGUAGACACAGGGGACGAGUACGAGGGUGCCACGGUCAUCGAACCUGAGAAAGGGUAUUACGACAUACCCAUAGCCACCCUGGAUUUCUCGUCGCUGUACCCGUCAAUCAUGAUGGCACACAACCUGUGCUACACCUCCCUCCUCAACCCCGCUGCCAUCCAGAAGGAAAGGUUAACUGCCGAGCAGUACAUCAAGACGCCCAGUGGGAACCUGUUCUGCAAGUCUACUGUCAGGAAGGGUCUGCUGCCAGAAAUCUUGGAGCAUUUACUUUCUGCCAGGAAAAAAGCUAAGGCUGAUCUGAAGAAGGAGACAGAUCCAUUCAAGAAGAAGGUGCUGGACGGCCGUCAGCUUGCAUUGAAGAUCAGUGCCAACUCUGUGUACGGGUUCACAGGUGCUCAAGUCGGCAAACUGCCUUGUCUGGAGAUAUCUCAGAGUGUGACAGCCUUCGGUCGUAUGAUGAUAGAACAGACCAAGCAGUAUGUGGAGGAGAGGUACACGAUCGCCAACGGAUACAAGCAUGAUGCUAAGGUUAUCUAUGGCGACACGGACUCCGUGAUGUGCAAGUUCGGUGUGGAGACGGUUGCCGAGGCAAUGGAUCUUGGCAAGGAAGCAGCAGAAGUCAUCUCUGCCAAGUUUGUCAGCCCCAUCAAGCUAGAGUUUGAGAAGGUUUACUUCCCAUAUCUUCUGAUCAACAAGAAGCGUUAUGCUGGUCUGUUCUGGACGAACCACAAACAUGACAAGAUGGACUGCAAGGGUAUCGAGACGGUGCGUCGAGACAACAGACCCCUCGUUGCCAACCUCAUCAACAUGUGUCUACAACUGCUGCUGAUUGAUAGAGAUCCAGAUGGCGCUGUGCAGCACGUGAAGCAGACGAUCUCAGACCUCCUGUGUAAUCGCGUGGACAUCUCGCAACUCGUCAUCACCAAGGAGUUGACAAAGACUGACGACGACUAUGCAGGAAAACAGGCACAUGUGGAACUGGCAAACAAGAUGAAGAAGCGUGAUGCAGGAAACGCCCCCAAGCUGGGAGACCGAGUGCCGUACGUCAUCAUCGCUGCAGCUAAGGGCACAGCAGCAUACAUGAAGUCCGAGGAUCCGAUAUACGUCCUGGAAAACAACAUCCCGAUUGACACACAGUACUAUCUGGAAAAUCAACUGUCUAAACCACUACUGAGGAUCUUCGAGCCCAUCCUAGGGGAAAAGAAAGCCGAGUCCGUCCUGCUGAAGGGUGACCACACCCGAACAAAGACAGUGGUAGCAUCAAAGGUGGGUGGUCUGGCAGCCUUCACCAAGAAGAAGAGCACCUGUAUCGGCUGCAAGACCCCACUCAGUGUGGAAGGAGUGUCUGUGUGCAAGCAUUGCAAGAGUCAGGAGUCAGCGCUCUACCAGAAAGAGAUCCUGCAGCUGCAAGUUCUGGAGGAGAAGUUCUCCCGACUGUGGACCCAGUGCCAGAGAUGUCAGGGCAGUCUACACGAGGACAUCCUGUGUACGAGUCGAGAUUGUCCGAUAUUCUACAUGAGGAAGAAAGUUCAGAAGGACCUGGCGGACCAAGACAAGCUCAUCAUGAGAUUCGGGCUACCCAUGGUAGUGGUCGUACAGCACGACCGGCAGUGUGAGAGUGACAGGGGCAGCUGUGGGCUAUUGAUCAAGUCAUAGUGUGAUAAUAUAAGUUGAUCACUGGUCACCAAGGGGACAAGGGUUGAUGUACCUUCUGUUUGUUUAUGUUCCCCUCGCCCAUGUACCCUUCGUGACCAGUGAAGAACAUAUUUAUCUUACCAAAUGGUAAUUUUGAACUGUUUGAAAAACAGGUAUCGGAUAACAAUAGGGAGUACCAUAAUUAGGCAAUUAGCCAAUACUAGAUUUACAAGCAACACAAAUUUAGAGUUAUCUCCCUUCCAUCGAUUUGCAUUCGCAAAACAUCAGUAAUUUCUGUACAUCAUACAUGACUCAAUUAUUC
Molecule: messenger RNA, 3784 nt
Organism: Haliotis rubra (blacklip abalone)
Lineage: Eukaryota; Metazoa; Mollusca; Gastropoda; Lepetellida; Haliotidae
Product: DNA polymerase delta catalytic subunit-like
Biological process (GO): DNA replication proofreading; DNA-templated DNA replication; nucleotide-excision repair, DNA gap filling
Cellular component (GO): delta DNA polymerase complex
Molecular function (GO): 3'-5'-DNA exonuclease activity; DNA binding; DNA-directed DNA polymerase activity
Source: RefSeq, a predicted model, not a curated record